AAUUGUUUCAAAACAACGAACCAUUUUCCGAAUCAAUUGGUGAAAGUUUCUUUUCUGCCAUCACUGACAUAACUAAUAUUUCACUGAAUCCUCCAAACUACUCUUCAGAAAAUAAAACCAAUACUUUGACAGAGGUUUACGUUAACUACAAACCCUUUUCUACAUAGCAUUCUCAUCGUGUCCGUAUCAUUUAAUCCCCGCCCAGCGGGAUUUACGGUGCUUGUGACUUCCACCUCAUCACGGUUACUGUCGCUGGUGGGAUAAUCUGGUGGAGGACACACAGCAAAGGGGACUCCAGCUGGACACCUGGCAAUUUGGCUGCACCCGCUCCUGACCCACAUUCAUUUGGUCCGCUGUUGACAACACUGACGGUACUGCUGAGGACCAGGAAGAGAACAGUAUGGAUCAGUGCCAAGAACCAGGUCAAAGUGAAGAGGAGGUGACUGGGAUGGUAUGUCAGGAGGCUGACCUGAGAGAUGGAGAGAUGAGGGAAGUAACUGUGGGUGAUCAGAAAGUGUUGCUGGUCCGUACCCAGGGUCAGUACAGUGCCGUUGGAAGCCAGUGCUCUCAUUACAAUGCUCCUCUUGUCAAAGGUGCACUGGUUGGUGACAGAGUCAGAUGUCCCUUUCAUGGUGCUUGCUUCAAUGUCAGAACUGGAGAUAUUGAAGAGUAUCCAGGACUGGACUGUCUGCCAAGUUAUAAGGUCAAAGUUGAGGAUGGCAAGGUUUAUGUUUCCAUCAACAAAAAGUCUCUGAAGUUAACCAAGCGGGUUAAGGAGAUGUGCAGCGUAUCAGCAGACAUCAAACACACUAUUCUGCUCAUAGGAGGGGGUCCUGCCUCUCUGGUUUGUGCAGAGACGCUGCGGCAGAAAUGCUACCAAGGUCGAGUCAUCAUGGUUACCAAAGACACCCUCCCUCCAUUUGACAAGCCCAAACUGAGUAAGGCUAUGAAUCUGGACAGCAACAGCAUCCUUCUCCGUUCGAGUGACUUUUAUCAACAAUAUGGUAUAGAGGUGUGGACCCAGAAGGAGGUGGUGUCAGUAAACCCAGCUGCUAAGGCAGUGAAGAUGAGCGAUGGCAUGCUGCAACAUUAUGACCAGCUCCUCAUCUCUACAGGCUGUAGAGCACGGCCGCUCAGCUGCCCAGGCUGUGAUUUGAAAGGAGUAAAGUUACUGCAGAAUUACGAAGAUGCCAAAGAGAUUUACAGCGCCUGCCUUGGCCAGAAGGCCGUGGUCAUCGGGGCCUCCUUCAUAGGUAUGGAGGUGGCAUCCUACUUAUCAGGCAAAGCUGCCAGUGUGUCCAUGGUUGGCACUACUAGAUACCCAUAUGAACGGUCUCUGGGUCCUGAAAUCGGCAAAAUGACUAUGCAAAUGUUGGAGGAACACAAUGUGAAGUUCUACAUGAACGACAGAGUCACUGAGAUCAGAGGAGCGAAUGGCAAGGUGAAGGAGGUGGUGCUGAACAGUGGUACAGUCGUGGAAGCUGAUGUGGUGAUAGCUGGAAUCGGUGUAAUUCCCAAUUCAGACUUCUUAGCAGGAAGCAAGGUGGAAGUGGAUUCCAGGAAGGCUGUGAUAGUUGACAAGUUCAUGAGGACCAAUAUACCAGAUGUUUUUAGUGCUGGAGAUGUAACCUCCUUCCCUCUGACUGUUCGUGGAGACCAGAGGGUCAACAUUGGUCACUGGCAAAUGUCACAAGCUCAAGGAAGAGUAGCUGCUCUGAACAUGCUAAAUCAGCCAACCAAAAUUGAGUCUGUUCCUUUCUUCUGGACUGUGUUGCUUGGGAAGAGUAUCAGAUACACAGGCUAUGGUGAAGGAUACACAGAAAUCAUAUUCAAAGGAAAAGUGGAAGAACGGAAAUUCCUGGCGUUUUACAUCAAGGAUGAGGUGGUGGUGGCUGCAGCAAGCCUGAUGUUCGAUCCUGCGGUGGCUCAUCUGGCAGAGCUGAUGGCUACUGGCCAGACUCUAACAAAAGCACAGGCUCAAGCUGAGGACCUGAGCUGGCUGCAAAUGUAACUCUUCUCACUGAUGAUGGAGGACACCUUUCUCUUUGUCGUUGCUCUCACUCUCAAAUAAUACCACAUUUGAUUGCUAUAAGAAUGACAUCCGGGCCUCUGA
This is a messenger RNA of Monopterus albus (swamp eel), 2113 nucleotides long. It is a transcript of the gene aifm4, whose product is annotated as apoptosis inducing factor mitochondria associated 4. Bases 401 to 2011 code for a protein of 536 amino acids. Gene Ontology annotation, cellular component: cytoplasm. Lineage: Eukaryota; Metazoa; Chordata; Actinopteri; Synbranchiformes; Synbranchidae. Gene Ontology annotation, molecular function: oxidoreductase activity, acting on NAD(P)H; 2 iron, 2 sulfur cluster binding. The record is from RefSeq and is a predicted model, not a curated record. The transcript has 19 exons.